AUGUCCUUCGGCUUCAGUCCAGGGGAUAUAGGCUUCUUCAUUGGUUUCGGUAACAAAAUUGUCAAUGCACUCAAAGAAUCUAAGAAGGAUUAUCAAAUGGCGAUGCGCCAGUGUCAAGGGUUCCUCGCGGUGAUGGAUACGCUGAAACGCCUGGAUCUGUCCCGCAUGCCGGCCAAUAUCAAGCAACAGAUCCAGGAACAAUCCAACGGCCUCGACGGUUUUGUGGCGGACUUUAAACAAGGUAUCCAUAAGUACGAGAAAGGUCUGGGUGAGUACUCGGAGCGCGGGAUGGUUGCCAAUGUCCCGCGUAAGCUGCAGUGGGCUUUUGCUGCUGCUGAUGAUCUCGACAAGGGUGCUGCGACGUCUGGCGAUCGCCGUCUAGACAACGCUUCUGACGGAACCGUGGUUCGAAGUCCCUAUCAGCACGCCGGCCACAUGAGCAUGGUACCAGGGCGACUGGCACAAUCGAAUCAUAGGUUACUCUUGGAAAACGUAGAUGACUUGACGGACAUUAUCUACAAGCGCCUCUUGACACGACCUGGACUACCGCUGUCAGAACAGGCAAAAGUGUUCACUCUACCAGACGCUGCAAUUGAUUAUCCACUGGUCCUGGUUCCGCGGCAGCCCGACUCGUCACACGUGAUUGCACCCAGAACUGCUUCUUCUGACGACCGGUCAGACCACUUUGUUCCAAACCAAGAUCUCCCAGAAUCCGCUGCUUCCACAGACGGCGAUCACAACGUGUCUCAAGGUGUCGAUGAAUACUUGCGCGCUUUGCACUUGCCAGAAUUGACUGAAGCUGAGGCUGCGCACAUGGAUCAACAUUCGCAGUCGCCACUCCUUCUCACGAAUGGGGCUAUGGGAGAUCCAACAAGAGAAGCGAGCCCUGAUCAAUUCUCUAGCAAUCAACAUCGCAACGGAGGCACUCGAGAGAAAUGGAGAUUUCCGUCGAAGAUACAGAUGCCUAGCUUCGGUCUGGACCCUAUGAGUGGGCUCGCAUUGGCAGCUGGGGUAAUUCAGAUGGUGGAUUAUGCCGCGAGAGUGUCAUUGAGCUUCUCCAGUACAAGACGCAGCCUGAAGCAUGCUCUGAAAGAAAUCUUGCAGCUAUCCGCUCGAAUCAUGGACUACUCGGCCCUUCUCAAGCCUAUAGCCGAGGUCUUGCUCCGAUCCCAGUCAUCUUCGCCGCUACACGAUAUCGCGUAUCGCGUUCUCGCCGAUUCCAAAAAUGUCCUGGAAGAGGCCAAAGAAGUCCUCGAGCGCUUCAACCCGACAGCGUCCGGCGGAGGUAUCACCAGAGCUCUCAUAUUCUUCAAAUGGAAUCAGUAUCGGGACGAUAUUCUCCAGGCCAUGGAGCACAUUGAAAGCCUCAAGUCGACCUUGACGACUAUGUUAUAA
Messenger RNA from Recurvomyces mirabilis, 1395 nucleotides. RefSeq lists its product as uncharacterized. Lineage: Eukaryota; Fungi; Ascomycota; Dothideomycetes; Mycosphaerellales; Teratosphaeriaceae. Bases 1 to 1395 code for a protein of 464 amino acids. The transcript is spliced from 2 exons. The record is from RefSeq and is a predicted model, not a curated record.